UUCUGAUGACAUUAAAGUAUAAAGUUGGAUACAUCCACACAGUCCUCGUUGCUUUUUAUCCCCCUUGCUCUCCAGUUUCUAUGCGAGUUUGUUAACAGUGGUACUUACAUCCUUCUUUAACGAGCAUCUCUAGGCCUCAGGAAAGACUCGAACCAUAUUUUUUUUUAUUUUUUUUAUUUUUAUUUUUUUUUAAAAAAAAACCCCCAUCAUCAUGCAGACCAUACCCCUUCUCCUAUCCUUUCUUUCAGCCGCCUCGGCGACAAAACUACUUCUGCCUCUUUACGUCUACCCGACGAAGGAAGGGGCCGCAUGGAAGCCAGUCUAUGAAGCCAUCGAUGGCAACCCCGAUCUUGAAUUCCAAGUCAUCCUCAACUGUAACAACGGGCCCGGCGGAGACACCCCAGGCUACAACAACGACUGGCAGCAAGCAGUUGGCCUCCUCAAUGCCUAUCACAACGUCCAAACCUUGGGCUACGUGUACACCUCUUACGGCGCCCGGGCCACGGACGAUGUCGUGACGGACAUCCUGAACUGGGCCAACUGGAACACGGAGGAAAAGAACGACCUCACUGUGGACGGCAUCUUCUUCGACCAGGUCCCCGCCGGCUGGGACGGCGACGGCGGCCCGAACGACCUGCCGUACAUGGCGAACAUCACUGACUGGGCCCGUUCCGCCUUUGCGGCCAUCGACGGCUCCCAGGUCAUCUACAACCUCGGCACCGUCUCGAACCACCCAGAGUACUUUGACGGCACCCUGGCGGAUGUGGUUCUCGUCGACGAGACCCAGGCAUCCGACUUUGAUCCCACGCAGAUGGCCCUCGUUAUUCCCGAGGGCAAGGCGGCGAGGACGAGCUGGCUGCUGUAUGACUUUGCCCGGGCGGGCCUGGACAGUGAUACCCUGGAGGAGUGGCUGGGUGCUUUUGUCGAGGCUGGUGUGGAUAGUGUCAACAUCCUGGAUUAUGAUUACAACCACGCCACUACGGUGGACAACCCAGCUGCCCUUGGCAUGGUGGCGGAGAUCCUGACGAAUUUGCAGUAGUGAUUGGCACGAAAAAACUCUUGCCAUCACUGCUUAUGGAGGGGAAAUGUUUCAUGGAUAAUUAUUAUGAAUGGUUACGAUACAUGCAUGGAAAAAAAGCCCUGCUGUUGAUGGUACACGUCCUGGGUUGAGUUUGCCCUGUGUUAUUAUACUUUGAUGGCUGAGUUCCAGAACAAAAUUCUUGAGACAUCGAGAUGGAGACUUUAGUAAUGUGUACAUGCUAUUCUUACU
Messenger RNA from Cryphonectria parasitica EP155, 1270 nucleotides. RefSeq lists its product as uncharacterized. The record is from RefSeq and is a predicted model, not a curated record. The transcript has a single exon. Bases 212 to 1039 code for a protein of 275 amino acids. Lineage: Eukaryota; Fungi; Ascomycota; Sordariomycetes; Diaporthales; Cryphonectriaceae.